AUGGACAAGGCCUUUAUAGACAACCCAAAUAGAAGGUUCGACAUCUAUAACGUCGGCGAUUUGCUGCACCGAGGCUUCUCCCCGUCGCUUUUACAGGCCAACAGCUUGUAUGACAGCGGGCAAUUCUUGUAUAACGGCGACGCGUUCUACACCCUGAAUAUGACGCAUGGCUCGAUCCUGCCCCCGCUCAUCAACACGUUCGAGGUGUACUCGCUCAUUCGGAUGGAAAACUUUACCGCUGACUCCCAGGAUGCUUAUUCAGUUGAUGAACAGCACCUCCAGCUCCCUGCACUUAAAACAGAUCUUAAUGACAAAAAUCUCAUUAAAUCUGUCUACCAGCGGACUGAAAGGUGGAUUAACCAUAGCAUUCAUGAACAUGGUAUCACUGGAAAACCUGGAUUUGUCACACAACAAUUUGACAGGAGUUUGGUUGGUGUUACAUUUUGUGGCGUGCCACACUUUUCCAGCACCAAGCCGCAGCAGCCUCAUUGUCGAGAUACUGAGGAUUAUGCUAUGUAUGAAGAGGAGACGCCCCUACAUAUUGACAUCAGACGGUUCACCUACGCAGAGCUAAAGCACAUAACAAACGACUUCAAUUCAAUAGUUGGAAAAGGAGGUUUUGGUACUGUUUAUCAUGGCACAAUGGAAAAUGCUGAUGAAGUGGCGGUAAAGGUGCUUAUGGAGACAUCAAUAGCGGAGUCAACGGAUUUCCUCCCUGAGGUGCAAACCUUGUCCAAAGUUCAUCACAAGAAUCUCGUAACUCUACAAGGAUAUUGCCAGAACAAGUGCCUAGCCCUCAUUUAUGACUUCAUGCCCAGAGGAAAUCUUCAACAGCUUUUAAGAGAAGGAGAAGACUACAGUUUGAAUUGGGAACAGCGACUUCAUAUUGCACUUGGUUCUGCACAAGGACUGGAAUAUCUACACGAGUCAUGCACCCCAUCAAUAGUUCACAGAGAUGUCAAGACCGCUAACAUCCUUCUGGACAAGAACCUGGUGGGGAUCAUAGCUGAUUUUGGGCUUUCACGGGCUUUUAACGAUGCGCACACACACAUAUCUACUGUUGCUGCUGGCACUCUUGGCUACCUUGACCCCGAGUACCAUGCAACUUUCCAGCUCACCACCAAGACAGAUGUUUACAGCUUCGGCAUCGUGCUCUUGGAGAUCAUCACUGGCAAGCCCCCGGUGUUGAUGGACCCUCAAACCUACCACCUACCAAAUUGGGUACGCCAAAAGAUUGCCAAAGGCAGUAUCCAAGAUAUCGUGGACAAGAAGCUGUUGGAUCAGUAUGACACCAGUUCCCUGCAGAGUGUGGUGGACCUUGCCAUGAACUGCGUCGAAAGCGCAGCCAUGGACCGUCCUACCAUGACCGAAGUUGUUUCAAGGCUAAAAGUGUUGCUGCCAACGGUUCCAAGUGAAAAGCAGUAUGCUUCUGCGUCCUCUCGAUGUACGAACUCCAUGGAUGCUGAAAUGCGAAGGCAGUUCCAGUUGCUGAUUUCUGAAGAAAGGAACGAGGAGAGCUCCUUCCGGUCUGGUUAUACCGGUGGGAUGCCAGAAUUAAACCCUCUAUCUGGACGUUGAAGGGAAAAUACCAGCUGAGUUGUUGCAUCUGCUUAGUUAAAGUUUGGUAAUUUGCUAUUGUGUUGUCAUUGGUUGUUUAUAAACUACAAUUCAUUCAUUUUAUUUCCAGUUCCCAGUCUUGCUUGUUGUUUGGAUGAGGAGUACUUUUUUGCGCGACACUGGGGUUUAGUUCAAGUAAUUUUGAAAAAGGAAGCAUCUUCUUCCAUGCGAUGAGAACUCGGUGAUCUAUUAACCGGUGCUCGAACAUUAGGGUCUAAACCAAAUCGAAAACAAGUAGUCAGCUUAAACACUGCUACUUUAGAAUUCCAAGUUUUAUCCCCAAUCCCUCUUGCAUGCUGUUGAAUUAGAUUAAAAAUGCGUGCUCACUGUACCAAAUCCUCUAAGCAAUUGUCGAGUUCAUCGACCAUCCCAAAAAUAUAUGUGAUGGGGUACUAUAUGAAUCAAUGAGCGAGUUAGCACCUAUAUAAGCUACCAAGAGGCUGAUGCUUAUGAAGGGGC
Molecule: messenger RNA, 2076 nt
Organism: Triticum dicoccoides
Lineage: Eukaryota; Viridiplantae; Streptophyta; Magnoliopsida; Poales; Poaceae
Product: probable leucine-rich repeat receptor-like protein kinase At2g28990
Exons: 10
Coding region: 1-1578 (525 amino acids)
Biological process (GO): protein phosphorylation
Molecular function (GO): ATP binding; protein kinase activity
Source: RefSeq, a predicted model, not a curated record